ACUCACUCACUCAUCUAUACCUUCUUCUUCCAACCAACCUUAAAUUAAAAAACCUCUCUCAAAUCAAAUCAAUUCCAUGGCAUCCAUAGCAACAACCUUUGUAUCCAAGACAUCUUUCAUCGACCAAUCAUCAUUCCAUGGCGCCCCAGUACUUUCAUCUCAUCCCAAACGGAUCACUUCCGUCAAAUCAAACAAGAAGCAGAUCACCAUGUCUGCCGCCACACCUAAUUAUGAUCUAGGAUCAUUCACGUUUGCACCCAUCAAAGAAGCCAUCGUGUCGCGUGAAAUGACCAGAAGAUACAUGACCGAUAUGAUCACGUAUGCUGACACCGAUGUUGUUGUUGUUGGGGCUGGCUCUGCUGGUCUUUCUUGUGCUUAUGAGCUUAGCAAAAACCCCAACGUUCAGGUAGCCAUCAUUGAGCAAUCUGUGAGCCCUGGUGGUGGAGCAUGGCUGGGUGGACAAUUGUUCUCAGCCAUGGUUGUCCGCAAGCCAGCACACCACUUCCUAGACGAGCUCGAGAUCGAGUACGACGAGCAAGAGGACUACGUGGUAAUCAAGCACGCCGCUCUGUUCACCUCCACCAUCAUGAGCAAGCUUUUGGCCAAGCCAAAUGUGAAGCUCUUCAACGCGGUCGCUGCUGAAGACUUGAUAAUCAAGGGAGGAAGAGUAGGUGGUGUUGUGACCAACUGGGCUUUGGUGGCAAUGAACCACGACACACAAUCGUGUAUGGACCCAAAUGUGAUGGAGUCUAAGGUGGUUGUGAGCUCUUGUGGCCAUGAUGGUCCCAUGGGUGCCACUGGAGUCAAACGACUUCGGAGCGUUGGGAUGAUUGAGAGUGUUCCUGGUAUGAAAGCUCUUGACAUGAACACUGCUGAAGAUGAAAUUGUCAAGAUGACUCGAGAGGUUGUUCCUGGUAUGAUUGUUACCGGAAUGGAAGUUGCUGAGAUUGAUGGAUCUCCAAGAAUGGGGCCAACGUUUGGGGCAAUGAUGAUCUCAGGGCAGAAGGCUGCUCAUCUGGCUUUGAAGUCGUUGGGACUUCCUAAUGCAUUGGAUGGGACCCUUGUGGGCAGCAUGCACCCAGAGCUGAUCCUUGCUGCUGCCGACUCUUCCGAGACCGUUGAUGCCUGAAUCAAGUAAAUAUCUAGGAACAAGUACGGGGUUCGUGAUUGAAUAAAUAAGAGUAAGGAACAAACGAGCCUUGUCAAACGAGCCUUGUGAAUUGUUAUUAGCUUUUGGUUGUUUCAUUGUUAGUAUGUCAGUGAAAAACUUUGGAGUUUGUGUUUUUCAAUGGAAGAAGGUUCUAUUUGCUUUAA
Erigeron canadensis is the source of this 1314-nucleotide messenger RNA. RefSeq names its product thiamine thiazole synthase, chloroplastic. Gene Ontology annotation, biological process: thiamine biosynthetic process. The transcript has 3 exons. The record is from RefSeq and is a predicted model, not a curated record. The coding region runs from base 77 to 1129 and encodes 350 amino acids. Lineage: Eukaryota; Viridiplantae; Streptophyta; Magnoliopsida; Asterales; Asteraceae.